CCUUUUCUUGAUAAUAUUUUCGGCAAAGUUCCAAUCUUUUUUGCUCAUAGGCAUUCUACUUACUGCUAUGCAGGUAUAAUUUUGGCGUUGCUUGAAUUUCAGAGUGGAUUGAAUUAGUUUGUACCAUGGCUUUAACAUUUUUCAGAGGGAUAAAAACCUGCCCCUUAGUCCACUAUCCAUCAGCAUAUUUUGCAAGGAAAAAUGGGUUUUUUUACUGCACUAUGGGAAGCACGCAAACCCAAUUUGCUACACAAGAAAAGCAGCAAUCUGGUGAUUCAAAAGUUGUACCAAAAACCUACAGAAAAUCACCUGAUAAGUUGUUGAAAGACUAUGAGGCAAUCAUAGGGAUAGAGACUCAUGUGCAGCUUAACACUUCAACUAAGGCAUUUUGUGGCUGCCCUUAUAGUUAUGGGGCUCAACCCAAUACUAGCAUUUGCCCUGUUUGUAUGGGGCUGCCUGGGGCAUUGCCAGUUUUGAACUCCAAGGUUGUAGAAUAUGCAGUGAAAUUAGGCCUUGCCCUUAACUGUAAACUGUCUAUGGAUUCGAAAUUUGAUAGGAAACAGUAUUUUUAUCCUGACCUGCCAAAAGGGUACCAGAUAUCUCAGUUUGAUGUUCCAAUUGCAAGUGGUGGUUAUGUUGAUGUUGAUCUUCCUGUUGAGUUUGGUGGUGGGCACAGAAAGUUUGGGAUUACCAGGGUUCAUAUGGAAGAGGAUGCGGGGAAGUUGCUUCAUACUGGCACUGGGAAUUAUUCUCAGGUGGAUUUGAAUAGGGCUGGGGUGCCAUUGCUUGAGAUUGUUUCAGAACCUGAUAUGAGAACUGGUAUUGAAGCCGCAGAAUAUGCUGCAGAAUUGCAGAGGUUAGUUAGAUACUUGGGAGUUAGUAAUGGUAAUAUGCAAGAAGGAUCACUGCGUUGUGACGUCAAUAUCUCAAUCCGUCCAAUUGGGCAGCAAGAAUUUGGUACAAAGGUUGAGAUAAAAAAUCUGAACUCAUUCUCAUCAGUUAGUAGAGCCAUCGAUUUUGAGAUUUCAAGACAAGUGCAACUUCACAGUCAAGGUCAGGCUGAUCAAAUUGUCCAGGAAACUCGUCUUUGGGAAGAAGGCGCUCAGAAAACCAUUACAAUGAGAAAAAAGGAAGGACUUUCCGACUAUCGUUACUUUCCAGAGCCUGAUCUUCCCGGAGUUACCCUUACUGAGGAAUAUCUUGAUGGUAUUCGGAGUUCUUUACCUGAGCUUCCAGAAAUAAAACGUCGGAGGUAUGAGAAUAUGGGUCUCAGCAUGCAGGAUGUUCUGUUCCUGGCCAAUGACAUUAAUGUUGCAGAAUUUUUUGAUGCAACAAUAGCAAGUGCGGCUGAUAUUAAGUUGGCCGCAAAUUGGAUAAUGGGCGACAUAGCUGCAUACAUGAAAAAUGAAAAGUUGUCCAUCAGUGAGAUCAAACUUACUCCUCUGGAGUUGGGUGAGCUUAUUGCUUCAAUUAAAGGUGGAACUAUCAGCGGAAAGAUUGGCAAAGAGAUAUUAUUUGAACUAAUGGCCAAGGGCGGGACAGUGCAAGGAUUAAUAAAAGAAAAGGAUUUGGUUCAGAUUGUAGACCGCAGUGAGAUAGAAAAAAUGGUGGAUAAAGUCCUUGCUGGUAAUCCAGAGCAGCUGAAACAGUACCGUGGUGGCAAAACCAAGCUACAGGGCUAUUUUGCGGGCCAGGUAAUGAAAUCAUCAAAGGGCAAGGCAAAUCCAAAACUUUUGAACCAGAUACUUUUAGAAAAGUUGAAUACCGAAACUUGAUGCUCUCUAUCAGAUGGUUUCUCACGGCCAAUGCAGCUACAAACAUAUCCAUCCCUCCAAUUUCACUUCCUCAUCCUGUUAUGUAGUUUCCAAUGCGUGUGAUUGGACGACCACAGACAAACGUCCUCCUUGAAACGAAUGUGACUCGAUAAGGGUGUUUUAAUUGCGAAUUGGAGGAUGGAAGCUUGAUAUAUUCUAAACAGAUUUCUUUUUAGUAAUGCUUCAUGUAUCUGCUGUUGGCUACAAGUCAAACUAAUGUGUUAAACGGCACAAGAAGGAUGAAAUUGUCAUCCCUGAGGAAGACUGGCACAUUAGCCGGAUUAUUUCAGUUUUACUGACUUCUUUUUUAUAUCACUGAAUCUUGUUCAAUAUUUGAUACAGCAUUUGUCACUCUACAUUUGUGAGUAAACUGCUUCGACAAAAAGCUGUUGUUCUUUGGAUGGAUGCAGUCACAAGCUUGUAAAUUUACUCUAAAUUCAAAGAUUCAGUUCUGCAUAAACCUCAGGAUUUGAUUUCUUGUGGAGCAUGUAUAUUAUUGAGGUUGCCUUUGAAUAUCCCCCGAGGCUACCUCUCCCAAAAGGCAAAUCCAUCGCAUUACGGUGCACCUAAUAAAAUUAUUCUAAUAGAAAAUCAUAUUUUUGUUGUUA
Coffea eugenioides is the source of this 2422-nucleotide messenger RNA. RefSeq names its product glutamyl-tRNA(Gln) amidotransferase subunit B, chloroplastic/mitochondrial. The record is from RefSeq and is a predicted model, not a curated record. Lineage: Eukaryota; Viridiplantae; Streptophyta; Magnoliopsida; Gentianales; Rubiaceae. The coding region runs from base 126 to 1775 and encodes 549 amino acids. The transcript has 8 exons. Gene Ontology annotation, biological process: glutaminyl-tRNAGln biosynthesis via transamidation; mitochondrial translation. Gene Ontology annotation, molecular function: glutaminyl-tRNA synthase (glutamine-hydrolyzing) activity.